This is a messenger RNA of Hippopotamus amphibius kiboko, 867 nucleotides long. Its product is annotated as RNA-binding protein with multiple splicing 2-like. NCBI's taxonomy places the organism in Eukaryota, Metazoa, Chordata, Mammalia, Artiodactyla, Hippopotamidae. Gene Ontology annotation, biological process: negative regulation of smooth muscle cell differentiation. Bases 16 to 660 code for a protein of 214 amino acids. The transcript has 2 exons. Gene Ontology annotation, molecular function: mRNA binding. The record is from RefSeq and is a predicted model, not a curated record. Gene Ontology annotation, cellular component: cytoplasm.
CCCACUCCCCGCACCAUGAGCAACCUGAAGCCAGACAGUGUGCACGGCACCGGCAUGGGUACGGGCACAGGCUCGGACUCCAGCAGCACCCUGGAGGAGGAGCUGGCUCUGGUCCAGACAUUGCUCGUCAGUGGGCUUACUGUGGAUAUUAAACCCAGAGAACUUUACCCGCUCUUUAGGCCGUUCAAGGGGUACGAGGGGUCCCUGAUCAAGCUCACAUCGAGACAGCCUGUUGGUUUUGUGAUCUUUGACAGCCGGGCAGGAGCAGAAGCGACUAAGAAUGCAUUGAAUGGUAUUCGCUUUGAUCCUGAGAACCCGCAGUCCCUGAGGCUAGAGUUUGCCAAAGCCAAUACCAAGAUGGCCAAGAACAAGCUAAUGGCUACACCAAAUCCCACCAAUGCUCACCCUGCCCUAGGAGCACACUUCAUCUCACGGGACCCCUAUGACCUGAUGGGGGCCGCUCUGAUCUCCGCAUCCCCAGAGGCCUGGGCCCCCUACCCUCUGUACACCACAGAGUUGACCCCAGCCAUCUCACAUGCUGCAUUCAUGUACCCAGCUGCCACCGCUGCUGCCACCGCCACCGCCCUGCACUCUCAGGUGCGCUGGUACCCUUCCUCUGAUACCACCCAGCAAGGAUGGAAAUAUCGUCAGUUCUGUUAGUUCUUCAGUCUUGUCACCACAGCUCGAAGCCCUCACCCCACUGGGGAGGAAGCUGCCCUGAGCUUCCACUGCCCCCAGGUGGCUGUGCAGAGCUGCUGCUUCCCUCCAAAGACUGUGAAUUUUAAGGCUGACUCAGUGGAGUGUUUCCUGUUUCCUUACUCUCCUCUUCCUCAGCCCUGUCCUGCCCCAAAGCCCCUCCAAGUCCUC